CAGCCUCAGGAGGAGGAGGAGGAGCAGGAGCAGGAGCAGGAGGAGGAGCAGGAGGAGCAGGCCGCGCCAUGCUGCUUUUCUGUCCGAGCUGCGGGAACGGGCUGAUCGUGGAGGAGGGCCAACGCUGCCAUCGUUUCGCCUGCAACACCUGCCCCUACGUGCACAACAUCACGCGCAAGGUCACAAACCGAAAGUAUCCGAAGCUGAAGGAAGUGGACGACGUGCUGGGGGGAGCAGCCGCCUGGGAGAAUGUGGACUCCACGCCAGAGCCGUGCCCCAAAUGCGAGCACCCCCGGGCCUACUUCAUGCAGAUCCAGACACGCUCGGCGGACGAGCCCAUGACGACCUUCUACAAGUGCUGCAACGUGCAGUGUGGACACCGCUGGAGAGACUAGGCCGGGGCGGGGAGGGUGAGGAGGCUGCACGACAGAAAAAUGGUCUACUGAGGCGGAGGGAGUCAGAGAAGGACGGAGGGCUUUCCGGGGAUGGGGACGCCCCACGAGGCACCGCGUCCAGAGGGAAUUAAACCUAGGUGUUAGGGUUUCUAAAAUCUCCCCCCGACAGGCCUCGUCCCACGGUGCAGGGUGAACGCAGGAGUUCUGGAAACGGGACCUUUUCGCCCCGAGUUCCCUGCGCCUUGGCAAAGGGUGUUUGUCCCUGGGCUCACAGAUUACCCUUGCCAAGGGGCAGGGGCGUGCCGAAGGGCAGUGAGAGAAGGGGGUUGGGGGCAACUGAAACCAGAAGACCUGGCCUUUCAUUCUGGCUCUGCCACGAACCCGCUGCUGCAAAUUUGCGGACACAUCACUUAAAGGUCCGUGGGCCUUGGCUCUUUCAACUGGAAAAUGGGUGCGAGGUGGCAUUGUGAACCCUGGGUGGGACAGGGAUAACUUCGGUUCUGUGCCUGCAAUAAACGCGUAACGAAUGAAUA
Messenger RNA from Ornithorhynchus anatinus (platypus), 928 nucleotides. It is a transcript of the gene POLR3K, whose product is annotated as RNA polymerase III subunit K. Gene Ontology annotation, molecular function: nucleic acid binding; zinc ion binding; DNA-directed RNA polymerase activity. The transcript has 3 exons. Lineage: Eukaryota; Metazoa; Chordata; Mammalia; Monotremata; Ornithorhynchidae. The record is from RefSeq and is a predicted model, not a curated record. The coding region runs from base 69 to 395 and encodes 108 amino acids. Gene Ontology annotation, cellular component: RNA polymerase III complex. Gene Ontology annotation, biological process: DNA-templated transcription; termination of RNA polymerase III transcription.